AUGAACCACGACGAUUAUGACUCUCGUCUCGACCUUGUCCAUGGAGUAUUGGGCAAGCACGGAUUAAAGGCAGCCUCGGUCGAUCCGCUCGACUACGACCCCGACUGUCCGUUCCCCUUCAAUAACUUUCUGUACAGGGUGCAGCUGGCCUCGCCCGCGAACACGAAACACUUUACCGGCCUCGACCAGCCGUGCACCACGGCCGCGCCGGCCGAGGGUCUCUCCACGGUCGUCGUCCGGCUGAGCAACCCGCGUGCUGGCGGCCUGCAGCAGGCCAACCGCGUCCAGAAUGAGGUGGCUGCCCUGUACUUGGCGCAGGCUGGCAUGAAAGCAGUGCGUCCAUCUGCCGUCUCGGUCAUCCCCAGCGUCUAUGCCUGGCAGCCGCGCACGGCCGAGACCGAGGCCAAGGCCGUCUAUGGCUGGCUCAUCAUGGAGUACAAGACAGGCACGCCGCUCGACAAGCUAUUUGACGACCUGUCGCCCAAAGCCAAGGACUCGGUGCGCCUGCAGGUCGCACAGAUCGUCGCUGGCCUGCAGAGCGCGCCCCUCUCGGACGAAGCACCGCUCCUCGGCAGCGGCUACAUUGGCGGGCUCACCAUCACGGACAGCGGUGGACACAUCGCGCCCGGUUGCAUGACGACGCUCAAAGGCGGGCCGUGGAGGAGCUAUGCUGACUUUGUGCAGACCCGGCUGGCCGAUCAGCAGACCGAGGGCGGCGACAGCAGCAAAAUCAAAGACAUAUUCCCCGUCAGCGGUGUCGAAGCUACACGUCGUGUGCUGGUCCAUGGUGAUCUUACCAUGAACAACAUGCUUUACGACAAGGAAAGUGGCAAGAUCACGGGCGUUGUCGACUUUGACUUUGCCUUUAUCGGCCCUCCCGUCUAUGAAUAUCUCAUAUCGCUGCAAGACAUUGGGGGCAACUUGCCGAGUUUGAUGCAAGAGUUGGAAGGGCAUGAAUCAGUCGUGAACACGUAUCUGAGCAGCACUGCAACACCAGCAGACGAAGCGGACCUUUUGAGCGAGCAGCAAGUGGCGCUUCAAUCGACAGUGUCCUUCUUUGGGGCAUUGGCAGAUGCAAAGGCCUUGCCGCCGACGGACAUCUGGGGCAUCGUUACAUGGCUGAACCUCUAUCGGUUAGAGACGCUCCUCUGUCCGAUGCGACUAGUGCACCCGCAUUUCCUCAAAAAGAAGACAGAGGACGAGAUCGCGGAGGCACGGAAACUGACUGAGUCCAAGAUUCUCGCAUGUCUCCAAGGUCUGGGAACAUGA
This is a messenger RNA of Grosmannia clavigera kw1407, 1269 nucleotides long. RefSeq names its product aminoglycoside phosphotransferase. The transcript is spliced from 4 exons. The record is from RefSeq and is a predicted model, not a curated record. Lineage: Eukaryota; Fungi; Ascomycota; Sordariomycetes; Ophiostomatales; Ophiostomataceae. The coding region runs from base 1 to 1269 and encodes 422 amino acids.